UUAUUUCCGGUAGGUCGACCAGAACGUCAAAGUUGUAAACAAAACUGUUUUAAUGAAAAUGUGUUUGCUAAUAUAGUGCUAAUGACACUCAAUAGACACGAAAUAGUAUGAUUCACACACUGACAUGUUUCUCACUUAUCGUGUAACGUGCCUAAUUUAACUAUCAUACUUGAAACGUGUCAAACUUCGGACAACACUUCACAAAGGUCAUAUUCUAGGACGAAAUGGCUUAAAGCAGGGGGCGUGUAGCGGGAGGUUGUGCUGUGAGCUGUUACGAUGGCGACUUCUGCAGAAGACGUCGUUGAGAUCACUGCCAGUAUAACUCAACUGGCAGACGAAAUCGGGCGUCUUCUAAACAUAGGCAAAGAUUUAGUGAAAGAAUCAAGAGAUCAGUUUGUCAACAGCAAGAUAGGGAAGAUGUUUGGAAUGUCGUUUGCAUAUGAAAGAUGUUUCAAAAGGUUGAAAGUGCAAACCAAGACUGAGCUAGAGCAGGUCAUUCACAGAAACAUCCGCAAUUCAGAACUAAGAGAGACAAGCAUGCAGCUGUUGGAGAUUGAAGCUGAGUGGGAUGUGUUUAUGGCAGACAUAGACCGAGGUAUGGAGGAGAGUAUCAGGCCCCCUGUGUGCCUGGGGGAGACUGGUCCCCUGGACUUCACUGUGGUAGAUGCACGGUCAGGGGAGACAACCAGUCUGAGAGAGCAGCUGACAGCGGGAACCAGUCUGGUUCUUGUCUUGCUGCGCCACUUUGCGUGACUUCCGUGACGCACCCACCUGUCUGACAUCAUCAGCCGUCAGGAGGAGAUAAUGUCAGCGGAUGGCAAGGUGGUGGUGAUAUCCUUCGGUCUCCAGGAGGGGGCAGAGCGCUGGCUAGAGGACACCGGUUGUCCCUUCACCAUGCUGCGUGACCCUGAGAGACAGAUCUACCACUUCUUUGGGUUAAAGCGAUCAGUGUUCAAAGUGUGGUGUGUAGCCUCACUGGUGUAUUACGCAGAGGCAAUGGUGGCGGGGAAACCACUUCCAAAGCCGUAUGAGAAUGUCCAUGAUGACACCAUACAGAUGGGUGGAGACUUUAUCCUGAGUGGGGAGGGUGCUGUCACGUUCCUGUACCCUAGCAAGACCAACACGGACAGGCCGAGUUUGGAAACCAUCAUAGCUGAGUUGAAGAAGAACCAGGCUCUCAGUCAGUGAAGGCAGGGUCAGUCAAGGGUCAGCUGUAAUGAAGGCGAGUGUUGAAACCGCGCUGGGGACACAAGCUGGAUGCCAGCAGACUCUUUGGAUUGGCCAGUUGUCACAUACAUGAUUAUGCCUUGUGUUAUAACCAGUCAUCAAAUUUAUAGACACAAAUUGUGUUUGAAAAUGUCUGAUUGCAAUACCAAGUAAUCUGUUUUGUCUGUUUUUGUUAAAUACCAUGCCACUUCUAAUGUAUAUGUACAAAUGAAUUAUACAACAUAUAGUACGUGUUUUAUGUUGUAAGGUACAGAUCAUACAGGAUUAAUUGCCAAGGCCUGUUUUAUGAAGUAUAGGAUCUUCUUUUGUAUAAUUUUAAAUGUAACACACCUGUAAGUAAAACAUAAAUAAAAAGUAAAAACUGA
Molecule: messenger RNA, 1592 nt
Organism: Dreissena polymorpha
Lineage: Eukaryota; Metazoa; Mollusca; Bivalvia; Myida; Dreissenidae
Exons: 9
Molecular function (GO): antioxidant activity; oxidoreductase activity
Source: RefSeq, a predicted model, not a curated record